Molecule: messenger RNA, 3103 nt
Organism: Monopterus albus (swamp eel)
Lineage: Eukaryota; Metazoa; Chordata; Actinopteri; Synbranchiformes; Synbranchidae
Gene: fbxo34
Product: F-box protein 34
Exons: 6
Coding region: 1301-3103 (600 amino acids)
Source: RefSeq, a predicted model, not a curated record
UCUGAUGAAUUGAAGUGUCUGCGUGCUGUUUUCCGUCGUGGUAGCUCCUGUGUUUGUUAGUUGCUGAGGCUAGUCGGUUAGCCAGGUGUAUCAAGGUUUCGAACGUUGCAGCUAGUAGCAUACUAGUUAGCUGUGUGGCUAGCCAAGUUUGGAGACUUGUAACGCAAGUCAUCUCCUGUUACAGACCGAGUCAGACUGUUAGUCUGUUUUAGUCAAUUAGGUAGACUGAAGUCGCACAGAGCCAUUUUGUGUCGACUUGGCUGCUAAAGGCUAACAGACGUUAGCUACCGUGGAGGUGGUGCUGAGGCCUCAUACUGAAGUUUAACAGCUGUUUUAAGCUGAGCUGUUAUCGGCAGCUGUGUGUCUGUGACCGUGUGUGGGCCUCAGCUGCUCUGUCUGUUUAUCUUCUCUUUGUUUCCCCGCUCUGAUCUGCAGGUGGUUAACACUGGUCACCGCUGAUUAACCGAAACACUGACGUGCACUCCGUGUUUGUGUGUAAACAGCCAACACUGACACCAGGCUUCACAUCCAGCCGCAUGCAAACGUUUGGUCCAAGUUCACUGGGGAUCCAGCCCCUGCAGCAAACGGAUGUUUACAUCUUUAAAGCACUGUCGCGGUCUUUAAAAAUAGAAACAGGAAGCACAGACUGAUUAUAUGACUUAAUGGUUUCGGUGUUGUGUUAAUGGGCUGCAGUCCAUGUGUCAGAGAGCAGGUUGAGUCCAGGACUGAUCACCAGUGCUGCGAGACUCUGCUUCCUGAUCACUUCCUGUCGUGGAGAUGAGGCCUGCAGUUCAGACACUAACAGGUCGUAGUGAUGGGACAUCUUGUUUCAUUGAUCUCAGGUGAUCAGCAGCAGCAGUUCCUAUCAACAGAUGUGUGGCUGCACUUUGAACUUUGUCCUGUGAUUACCCAUCCAGCGAUCAGCCUGUGCACUAGCUGAUGAUGAAACACCAUGUACACGCAGUGUUAACUGGUGGUCAGAGAACUGCUGAGGAACAUGCAAAGCCACAGCCCAAGCUGGUGCCGGUUGCCUGGCGGGAGAACUGAACUGAGGUCCCGAGUCGAGAGAUGGCUGGAACUGUUGCACACGUUCUUAUGUUUUUGACAGCUUAAGAAGUGGAGAGAGCAGACGACUGAGGAGUCGAGGGAGAGGUGUCCUGGUUUUGUUUCCUGUCUGGGAGGAGUCACUGUGAACACCUGAGACAUGUGAAGCUCAAGGAUUAGAGGAGCUGUUGCUCAUACCGGAACAACGCCCCUGUCAGCAUUACCAGCCAAUCAGCACGUAGUCUGGAGGACCAUCAUGCACCUGACGUCGUACACGAAGCUUGUGCGCACAGAGUUGCAUUUGGAUGCAGCCAGUGUUCAGACGCCACCACAGCGGAGCAGUCUGUUUGUGAGCCAGCAGGGGACGCUGCUCACAACCUGCAGCAGUAACCAUGGCAACAUCAGCAGCAGCCGCCUCCCACUCAGCAUCAUCUCCUCCAACAUGCUCCGCUGCACCAACGUCAGCAGCAGUGUGUCAGCGCUGAAGCUGAAGGUGUCGUCCAGUGGCACCCUGCAGCUUCUCCCCCCACCACCGAGCUCUGAGAACAACACAAUCAGACUGUAUCAGACCACCACAGAGGAUGCCACAGACCCCUCACUGGACAUCUGGACCGUCAUCAAGCCUGGACACGUCCGCGAGAAGAUCGCAAUCUUCGCUUCAGUUGGAGGACGGACCAACAGUGCAGGGUGCAGUGAACACACCACAACCAGCAGGUCCAGCUGCCGGGACAGAAUGCUAGCAGAGUGUAUGAAUCACGCUGCUGUGUCGGGACUGUCAAGGCCCACGAAGGCGAAAGGAAGCAGGGAGGAAAACUGUAGUGCCAAACGUCGCCGCAGGUCUGGGAACAACCAGACCCUCCAGAGGACCCAGGUCCUGGGCACACAGCAACAUACCCUGAAAUCAUCUUCAUGCCGCUCAGACUCAUCUCAACAGCUGGGUGGUGGGCAGUGUGGCGGCAAGGCGGAGGACGAGCACAAGGUGUCUGUGGUGGAGAUGGUGGCGUUCCUGGAGCAGAGGGUGAGUGAACAGCAACCAGACUGCAAACCUCUUCAGAAGAGCUCCACCACGAUCACACUGUCCAGAGCCCCACUCGCUGAUGUCAGGAAUGGGUCAGAGGUCAGGGGGGAGGAGCCAGAGAGCAUCAGGGUGUCAGAGAUGGUGGCCAGGCUUGAGUCGGAGUGUCUGAGGAGAAGGACAGAGGGAGAUCUGUCAAGGAGCAACAGCCUGAGGAGGACGGUGGGACGAGUCCUGCUUGCUGCUGGAGAACGGAGCUCUGCCCCCUCCCAGCCCACAUCACUACUGUCAUCAGUGAUGUCAUCCAUAACAUCACCAUCACUGCCAGGAGCUCGAGCUCCAACUCCACAACAUGAGGCUGUCAGCUGCUCAGGACCUGCCAGAACAGACACACCUGCCUUAACUGUGAUGGCACCCCUCUCAACUCACUCAGGUGAGUUGGUGGUUGAACACCAGGAGGCUGGAAGUCUGUGGGCUAACAGUGCUGUCUCAGCCUCUGAGACUGUAGCCCCACCACCUCUGUCUAAGAAUGUGGAGCCUCUGCCUGGUUUGUUGUUUUUGUCCCCUCCUUCUGCUGACACACCCCCCCAUGCAGCCUCCACCCCUCCCUCCAUAGAUUUGGAGCCCCGCCCCCCUCGACACAGAACACCCUAUGACCGGGUGCGUGCCCCCUCUCAGCCCCGUCUUCUUGUUGUCAGGUCCUCCCUUGACUCUAGCAGCCAAUCAGAGAGGAGGAAGAGAUGGGCUGACAGAGGUCCAGAGGAGUUUGUGGGUGUGAAUCACUGCUCUGCUGCAGUGCCUCUGGGCCGGCCUGUGUCACAGGACUUCUUGAGCCUCGCUGCGCUCAAGUGCACCUGCCACUACUUCAAAUUUGUCAUCGAGAACUACGGCGUGCGGCCCGCUGACUCACUCUGGGUGUCUGACCCCCGUUACUGUGAUGACCCUUGCAAGCAGUGCAAGAAGCGUUAUGGCCGCGGCGACGUGUCGCUGUGCCGCUGGCACCACAAACCAUACUGCCAGGCGCUGCCGUAUGGCCCCGGGUAA